AUGGACUCGACCAACAGCAUCGAGAAAUCGCUUCUGAUGGAGAUGGAGCGGGAGGUUGAGAGGGCGAAGGGGGGCAGGGCGGACCCAAACGGGACAAGGGCCGCCUUGCCUCCACCCUUUGAAAUUUUUCCCAUUGACGACCAGAUUGAAAAAAAGGAGGAGGAUGCCAUUAAAGCAGAAAUAGAACGUAGAUUGCGAGCAAAACAGCAAGAGCGGGUCAACAACGAGCAAACAACUCAUUAUUCGAGCCCUCAAAAUAUAUCGCUUGCUUUCGGGAUUGAACCCUCAUCUACAGUAAAAUACGGCGAAAGCACGCAAGAAGAAAAUGGAAAAAGCUCACAAAGUGAGGCCGAGGAGCGUGCACGGCGGGAGGCUGAGAAGCGUGCCCGGCGAGAGGCUAAGGAACGAGCAUGGCAAGAGGCCGAGGAACGAGCACGGCGAGAGGCUGAGGAACGUGCCCAACGAGAGGCCGAAGAACGAGCAUGGCAAGAGGCUGAGAAGCGUGCUCAACGAGAGGCUGAGGAACGUGCCCAACGAGAGGCUGAGAAGCGUGCCCAACGAGAGGCUGAGGAACGUGCCCAACGAGAGGCUGAGGAACGUGCUCAACGAGAGGCUGAGAAGCGUGCUCAACGAGAGGCUGAGAAGCGUGCCCAACGAGAGGCUGAGGAACGAGCAUGGCAAGAGGCUGAGGAGCGUGCCCAACGAGAGGCUGAGGAGCGUGCCCAACGAGAGGCUGAGAAGCGUGCUCAACGAGAGGCUGAGGAGCGUGCUCAACGAGAGGCUGAGGAGCGUGCUCAACGAGAGGCUGAGAAGCGUGCUCAACGAGAGGCUGAGAAGCGUGCUCAACGAGAGGCUGAGAAGCGUGCCCAACGAGAGACUGAGGAACGAGCAUGGCAAGAGGCUGAGAAGCGUGCUCAACGAGAGGCUGAGAAGCGUACCCAACGAGAGGCUGAGGAACGUGCUCAACGAGAGGCUGAGGAGCGUGCCCAACGAGAGGCUGAGGAGCGUGCUCAACGAGAGGCUGAGGAACGUGCUCAACGAGAGGCUGAGAAGCGUGCUCAACGAGAGGCUGAGGAGCGUGCUCAACGAGAGGCUGAGGAGCGUGCUCAACGAGAGGCUGAGGAGCGUGCUCAACGAGAGGCUGAGGAGCGUGCUCAACGAGAGGCUGAGGAACGUGCUCAACGAGAGGCUGAGGAACGAGCAUGGCAAGAGGCUGAGAAGCGUGCUCAACGAGAGGCUGAGAAGCGUGCUCAACGAGAGGCUGAGAAGCGUGCCCAACGAGAGACUGAGGAACGAGCAUGGCAAGAGGCUGAGAAGCGUGCUCAACGAGAGGCUGAGAAGCGUGCCCAACGAGAGGCUGAGGAACGUGCUCAACGAGAGGCUGAGGAGCGUGCCCAACGAGAGGCUGAGGAGCGUGCUCAACGAGAGUCUGAGGAACGUGCUCAACGAGAGGCUGAGAAGCGUGCUCAACGAGAGGCUGAGAAGCGUGCUCAACGAGAGGCUGAGAAGCGUGCUCAACGAGAGGCUGAGGAGCGUGCCCAACGAGAGGCUGAGGAGCGUGCCCAACGAGAGGCUGAGGAGCGUGCCCAACGAGAGGCUGAGGAGCGUGCCCAACGAGAGGCUGAGGAACGUGCCCAACGAGAGGCUGAGGAACGUGCUCAACGAGAGGCUGAGGAGCGUGCCCAACGAGAGGCUGAGGAGCGUGCCCAACGAGAGGCUGAGGAGCGUGCCCAACGAGAGGCUGAGAAGCGUGCUCAACGAGAGGCUGAGAAGCGUGCUCAACGAGAGGCUGAGAAGCGUGCUCAACGAGAGGCUGAGGAGCGUGCCCAACGAGAGGCUGAGGAGCGUGCUCAACGAGAGUCUGAGGAACGUGCCCAACGAGAGGCUGAGGAGCGUGCCCAACGAGAGGCUGAGGAGCGUGCCCAACGAGAGGCUGAGAAGCGUGCUCAACGAGAGGCUGAGAAGCGUGCUCAACGAGAGGCUGAGGAGCGUGCCCAACGAGAGGCUGAGGAGCGUGCUCAACGAGAGUCUGAGGAACGUGCCCAACGAGAGGCUGAGAAGCGUGCUCAACGAGAGGCUGAGAAGCGUGCCCAACGAGAGGCUGAGGAGCGUGCCCAACGAGAGGCUGAGGAACGAGCAUGGCAAGAGGCUGAGCAGUGUGCUCAACGAGAGGCUGAGAAGCGUGCUCAACGAGAGGCUGAGAAGCGUGCUCAACGAGAGGCUGAGAAGCGUGCUCAACGAGAGGCUGAGAAGCGUGCUCAACGAGAGGCUGAGGAGCGUGCCCAACGAGAGGCUGAGGAGCGUGCCCAACGAGAGGCUGAGGAGCGUGCCCAACGAGAGGCUGAGGAGCGUGCCCAACGAGAGACUGAGGAACGUGCCCAACGAGAGGCUGAGGAACGAGCAUGGCAAGAGGCUGAGCAGUGUGCUCAACGAGAGGCUGAGAAGCGUGCUCAACGAGAGGCUGAGAAGCGUGCUCAACGAGAGGCUGAGAAGCGUGCUCAACGAGAGGCUGAGGAGCGUGCCCAACGAGAGGCUGAGGAGCGUGCCCAACGAGAGGCUGAGGAGCGUGCCCAACGAGAGGCUGAGGAGCGUGCCCAACGAGAGACUGAGGAACGUGCCCAACGAGAGGCUGAGGAACGAGCAUGGCAAGAGGCUGAGCAGUGUGCUCAACGAGAGGCUGAGAAGCGUGCUCAACGAGAGGCUGAGGAGCGUGCUCAACGAGAGGCUGAGGAGCGUGCCCAACGAGAGGCUGAGGAGCGUGCCCAACGAGAGGCUGAGGAGCGUGCCCAACGAGAGACUGAGGAACGUGCCCAACGAG
Messenger RNA from Trypanosoma cruzi, 2818 nucleotides. RefSeq names its product membrane associated protein, putative. The record is from RefSeq and is a predicted model, not a curated record. The annotation marks the transcript as partial. The transcript has a single exon. NCBI's taxonomy places the organism in Eukaryota, Euglenozoa, Kinetoplastea, Trypanosomatida, Trypanosomatidae.